Molecule: messenger RNA, 3534 nt
Organism: Arachis stenosperma
Lineage: Eukaryota; Viridiplantae; Streptophyta; Magnoliopsida; Fabales; Fabaceae
Exons: 3
Coding region: 1-3534 (1177 amino acids)
Biological process (GO): DNA integration
Molecular function (GO): RNA-DNA hybrid ribonuclease activity; nucleic acid binding
Source: RefSeq, a predicted model, not a curated record
AUGCUAGCACUGGCAGAUACCACCAACAAUCCCCAGCCAAUGUUGGAGAUUCCAGAGAUGACAUUUUGCCCAACCGACUUUAAUUGCAAAGAUACCAACCUUGAUGACCCUGUCGUCAUCUCCCUGCAGUUGGGCGACUUAAUAGUUCGGAAAGUGCUGCUAGACCCAGGCAGCAGCGCUGAUGUGCUAUUCUUUACAACAUUUGAAAAAAUGAAAUUAAGUACUAAUAUUUUGCAGCCAUCUGCAGGUGAUUUGGUCGGAUUUUCCGGGGAACGCGUUCCAGUGAUGGGUUCAGUGUGGUUACAAACCACACUCGGUGAGCAGCCUUUAUCUAAAACACAUGACAUCCAGUAUCUUGUUGACAAUCUUAUAGCCACAAUCCAUGGUGAUUUGCAAGAAGCUCGGCAUUGCUAUAAUACAAGUCUAAAGCCCAUCAAAAGGGGUUGCGAACGACGUAUAAACUCCAUCACUUCCGAACAACCAACAUUGGCCGAGCUUGACCCUAGAGCCGACUUUCAAGAUCGUCCUUUACCAAAUGAAGAGCUCACAAAAAUUAUGCUAACUGAUGACCCAACGAAAUACACUUUCAUAGGAACCUCGGUAAAAGACAAGGAGCGGGAGAAGCUCAUCCAUUUUUUACAAAAGAACGCCGAUCUUUUUGCUUGGACAUCUGGAGACAUGCCAGGCAUUGAUCCAUCCGUUAUUACUCACAAAUUGGCAAUAAACCCAGCAGCUCGGCCAGUCUCUCAGAAAAAAAGAAAUCUCGGAGCCGAGAAAAGAAUGGCAUCCAUGGCUGAAGCCAAGAAGCUCAUUGAUGCAAAUUUCAUCCGGGAAAUCAGGUUUACAACUUGGCUGGCCAACGUCGUCAUGGUAAAGAAAAAUAACGACAACUCUUGUGGUUACGGCACCUUGAGUUUCAUGGAUGCAUACUCUGGUUACAACCAGAUCCUUAUGCACCCAUCAGACCAAGAAAAAAUGGCCUUUAUUACUGAAUAUGGUAACUAUUGUUACAAUGUCAUGCCUUUUGGUUUAAAGAAUGCAGGUGCAACAUACCAAAGACUGAUGAACAGGGUCUUCGAGCAACAGAUAGGUCGAAAUAUUGAGGUGUAUGUCGAUGACAUGGUCGCCAAAACAAAGGUCGGCCAUUCCCAUAUUGAUGACCUUGGGGAAAUAUUCGGCCAAAUCCGAGCUUAUAAUAUGAGGCUCAACCCGGAAAAAUGUGCUUUUGGUGUUAGCGGAGGGAAAUUCCUCGGCUUCAUGCUUACUAGCCGAAGAAUUGAAGCCAAUCCUGAAAAAUGUCAGGCAUCCAAGUCUUUUAACUUUUUUCGGUGUUUACGAAAAAACACAAAAUUCCAAUGGGAUGAAAACUGUGAAAUGGCAUUUCAAAAUUUAAAACAAUUUCUUUCUAAACCACCUGUUUUGCAAAAACCUGACAUUGGUGAACCAUUGUAUUUAUAUUUGUCGGUUACUGAUAUAGCAGUUAGCUCUGUUCUUGUUGCAGAAAAAGAGAAAACACAGCAACCAGUUUAUUUUGUAAGCAAAUCAUUGCAGAACGCCGAGCUUCGCUAUCCGAGGUUAGAAAAGCUCGCCUAUGCACUUGUUUUUUCUGCAAGACGACUCCGCCCCUACUUUCAGAGUCAUACAAUUUACGUCAGAACUUCUCAACCCUUGCGCCAAAUACUCGCCAAACCCGAGCUUGCCGGGAGAUUGAUAAGAUGGUCUAUCGAACUGUCCGAAUUUGAUAUUCAAUAUCAACCUAGAGGAUCUGUCAAAUCACAAUACCUGGCCGACUUUGUUGUCGAGCUCACGGGAACAAGCACAGACAUAGAGGAUGCAGGUUGGAUGUUAUUUGUUGAUGGGGCCUCUAACCCUCAUGGAUCUGGAGCAGGAAUACUUUUGGAAAAUGCCGAGGGGGUCGUUAUUGAACACUCUCUGCGAUUUUCAUUCAAGGCCAGCAACAAUCAAGCCGAGUAUGAAGCCCUACUCGCGGGGCUCAGGUUAGCAAUAGAACUACAUGUUGUUAACUUAAAAGUUUAUUGUGAUUCUCUAUUAGUUGUUCAACAAGUAAAUCAGAGUUUCCAGACAAAAGAUCCAGUUUUGUCAAAAUACCUAAUUCUUGUCAAAAAUCUCAUGGAUCGUUUCUCAAAAAUUGAAAUUUGUCAUAUAGCACGAGAUCAAAAUCAUAGGGCAGAUAUAUUAUCAAAGCUUGCUUCCACUCAAUCACACACUGCCUCAUUAUUACAAUCCACUCUCCACGAGCCGAGCAUAAACAUCCAUAGCAUUUCUCAUAUAGAACAGGAAGUCGGUUGGCAAAAGCCAUACAUCCAAUACCUUAAAAGUGGAGAACUCCCACAAGAGAUACAAGAUGUAAAAAAGUUCAAACGACAGGCAUCAUUCUUUACAUUAUUAAAUAACCUGUUGUAUAGGCGGGGCUACUCCCGACCAUUAUUGAAAUGCUUAGACAGGACAGAGGCCGACCUAGCCCUAGCCGAGGUCCAUGAAGGCAUUUGUGGAAUACACUCAGGAGCCAGGAGUCUAGCACAAAAGAUUCUUCGUGCUGGUUUUUAUUGGCCGACCAUAUGGGAGGACAGUCGGAAAAAGGUCCGAACUUGCGACCGCUGCCAAAAACAUGCCCCUAGCAUAAACAUCCCCGCCGAAGAUUUACAUCAAUCAACGGUAAGCUGGCCCUUUAAUCAUUGGGGAAUAGAUAUCCUGGGACCUUUUCCCACAGCUCCGAGACAGGUAAAAUAUUUGGUUGUGGCAAUUGAUUACUUUUCUAAAUGGAUUGAGGCUCAACCUCUAGCUAAAAUUACAUCAGUUCAAAUGAUUUCUUUUGUCUGGCAAAAGAUAAUUUGCAGAUUUGGUAUACCUCGUCACAUUGUAACCGAUAAUGGUCGGCAGUUUACCGACCAUAAUUUUAAGAACUUUUUACAGAACUUAAAGAUUAAGCAGCAUUUUUCCUCGGUGGAGCAUCCUCAAUCUAACGGCUUAGCUGAAGCUGCAAACAAGGUCGUCCUCCAGGCUUUAAGGAAGAAACUCGAUGACGCCAAAGGAUUAUGGGCUGAACUUGUUCCAGAGAUUUUAUGGGGUUAUAAUACCUCACCACACUCGACGACUAAAGAAACACCAUUUCGUCUGGUUUACGGAUCAGAAGCAAUGAUACCAGUUGAAGUAUCACAAAGCUCCUUCAGAACACAGGCAGAAGAUCAUGAGUAUGCUCGGCGAGCCGAGCUUGACUUGGUGGAGGAGGUGCGGACCAUAGCGGCCGUUCGUCACAAAGCCUUACAGCAAAGAUUAGGCAAAUGCCAUAAUAAAAGGGUGAAACCAAGAUCCUUUAACUUCGGAGACCUGGUAUUAAGAAAAACUGAAGAAGCGCGGAAACCACCCACUCAUGGCAAACUUGCAGCCACAUGGGAAGGCCCAUACCGAAUUCAUCAGGUACUCGGCAAAGGAGCAUACCGGUUGGAGCAAUUAGAUGGUACAGUAUUGCCUAGCACUUGGAAUAUUAAUUCCUUGAAACAAUAUUAUAGUUAA